AUGGCAGAUAGUGUCCUUCAACCGAGCUCGUUAGCUGAUCUACAAACCAUCUUCUCAGGCAACACGUACGUCGCGAUAGACUUUUACGCAGACUGGUGUGGGCCUUGCAAAGUCAUCUCCCCCGUCUUCGCCAAGCUUGGCAAGAAACACGGCAUCGCAGGCACCCUCGCCUUCGCCAAAGUCAACGUCGACAAUGCAAAAGACAUCGCCCAGAAGUAUCAAAUCUCUGCCAUGCCGACUUUCAUGUUUUUCAAGGACGGCAAACAGGUCGGCGUCAAUGGACAGCCUAUGAUUAGAGGCGCCGAUGCAAAGAGUCUGAAUGCUGCAGCCGAGAAGCUGGGAGGGUUGGCGAAGAAGAAAGUGGAGGGAUCGUAG
Messenger RNA from Recurvomyces mirabilis, 375 nucleotides. RefSeq lists its product as uncharacterized. Gene Ontology annotation, cellular component: cytosol. Bases 1 to 375 code for a protein of 124 amino acids. The transcript is spliced from 2 exons. NCBI's taxonomy places the organism in Eukaryota, Fungi, Ascomycota, Dothideomycetes, Mycosphaerellales, Teratosphaeriaceae. Gene Ontology annotation, molecular function: protein-disulfide reductase activity. The record is from RefSeq and is a predicted model, not a curated record.